AUGCCGCCUACACCUCCCACCAGUCUGCCUGCAGCGCUGGCCAUUUCGGCUGCCGGGCCACAAUGCUCCAUCCAGCUUUCGCCCGAUAUUUCCUUCGGCGAAGUACCUGAGAUCAGCAUCGCCAAGGGCUGGUCGACAUUGCGCGUCGAGUUGGUUCGAGACAACAGGGUCAUGGUUUCCGCAGUUUUAAUGUUGGUUAAUUAA
Penicillium waksmanii is the source of this 204-nucleotide messenger RNA. RefSeq lists its product as uncharacterized. The transcript is spliced from 2 exons. The record is from RefSeq and is a predicted model, not a curated record. The coding region runs from base 1 to 204 and encodes 67 amino acids. Lineage: Eukaryota; Fungi; Ascomycota; Eurotiomycetes; Eurotiales; Aspergillaceae.